AUGACAAUUUUAUAUAAUGACAAAUGCAUAAAGAUAGUGAGAAGUGUUUAUAGACCAUUUAAAUCUAAUGCUCAUGGUGGGGAUGGUGGNCUUAAUCCCAUUACAUCCCUUUAUUAUGUUGCUCCCUGCUGCUUGGUUUUCUUGUUCAUCCCUUGGAUUUUCGUCGAGUUUCCACUUUUGAAAGAGACGUCCAGCUUCCAUUUUGAUUUUCUGAUUUUCGGGACCAAUUCUUUCUGCGCGUUUGCUCUAAACCUCGCGGUGUUCUUGCUCGUUGGGAAGACAUCUGCAUUGACCAUGAAUGUUGCUGGUGUGGUUAAAGAUUGGCUCUUGAUUGCUUUUUCCUGGUCUGUGAUUAAGGACACUGUUACUCCAAUAAAUCUGUUUGGAUACGCCUUGGCUUUCUUAGGCGUGGCGUACUAUAAUCACUCGAAGUUGCAGGCGCUCAAGGCCAAGGAUGCACAGAAGAAGGCUCAGCAAACUGAUGAGGAGUCUGGAAAAUUGUUGGCUGAAAAAGAAGAGAAUAAUGGCCCAAUUAAGAAUGAUUCACAGAAUUGAUUUCAUACUUAAUAUUAUGAGAUGCUGUUUUUGAUAGGAUGAGAAGGACGAGUAAAAGAUGAGAUUAUAGAUAUUGAAGAUCGAUGAAUGGAUUAGGUUCGGUUUCGGUAUGUGAUCUUAGGAAUUCCUUCCAUGUCUUAGCUACUUCUCUUGCUAGUUUAUGGUUCAUUAACUUCAUAUUUACAUAAUGGGAUAUUAUGGUUUCUCAUAUUGCCCAAAUAUGUAUCUGAAUUGAGAAUGAAUUCAGGCUCAUUGUCUCGAACUCUUUCUAAUAUAAUGUUGUUAUCUAUUCCAACUUUUGUUCAAUUUAUAUACUGUUGAAAAUCUAA
This is a messenger RNA of Olea europaea var. sylvestris, 884 nucleotides long. RefSeq names its product probable sugar phosphate/phosphate translocator At5g25400. Gene Ontology annotation, molecular function: antiporter activity. The record is from RefSeq and is a predicted model, not a curated record. Lineage: Eukaryota; Viridiplantae; Streptophyta; Magnoliopsida; Lamiales; Oleaceae. The coding region runs from base 1 to 555 and encodes 184 amino acids. The transcript is spliced from 2 exons. Gene Ontology annotation, cellular component: Golgi apparatus; endosome; trans-Golgi network.